GGCUAUAAAAGCCGGACGUGUUGACCACAGACGGUACCUUCUGCACCACAGCACCGACGUCUUCACGUGACCUCAGCCAACACAACCAGCAUCAUGAUGACCAAACUCGCCAUCUGCCUGUUCGCCAUGCUGUUUAUCCAGCUGUCUCUUCAACAGACUACCCCAGCCACUGAGAUCUGCUCCCAAGCACCAGACGCCGGAUCAUGCAGAGGUGUGUUUCCACGAUUCUACUACGACCCAGUCAGCGGUACUUGCGCUGAGUUUUUCUAUGGCGGAUGUGGCGGCAACUCUAACAACUUCCUCACUGUUGAAGAUUGCCAGGCCCUCUGUAAACCAGCUAGAAAAUAACAAGUCUGUCCCCAUCAUUUACAAACUGAUUUAGGAUUUAUGGAAAAAAUAUUGUUUGGGCCGCAUCUUUUAAUUCUGAAAAAAUAUUGAAACUGUAAUAAAUGAUUAAAGUCUGUUGAAAUGUAA
Molecule: messenger RNA, 474 nt
Organism: Physella acuta
Lineage: Eukaryota; Metazoa; Mollusca; Gastropoda; Physidae
Product: PI-stichotoxin-She2a
Molecular function (GO): serine-type endopeptidase inhibitor activity
Source: RefSeq, a predicted model, not a curated record